AUGAGUGAAGCCGGAGUGGUGAAUAAUCAAUAUUCGGAACCUUCUGUUGUUGUUGCAAAGGCUAAAUUUAACUUCGAGGGCAAAAAUAACGACGAAUUGACCUUCUUCAAGAAUGAUAUGAUAACUGUUACCCAGCAGGUAGAAGGAGGGUGGUGGGAAGGUACAAUUAAUGGUAAAACAGGAUGGUUUCCUGCAAAUUAUGCCUGUGUGAUUACGGAAAAAGUCUGUGGUGAUGUGGUGAACUCUAACGCUGCUCGGACACAGUUUCGUCUCGAAAUCAUACGAGAUUUCAUUCGGGCGGAGAAGGAUUAUGUUGCCAGUGUACAUGGAACUCACCAAGAGCUGUUGUUACCAAUCCGUAGAGCGGCCAUUCUAUCUCAAGAAGAUUAUGCGAUUUUUUCAUGUUACAUUGAAGAUAUCGCUGCUCUUCAAAGCAACACACUGUUUCGUCUAAGAGAAACGUUCAGAUUAGAUGUUUCGCAGCAACGAAUAGGUGGAGUUCUCUUAUCAUCUGCUGCUGAACUAAAAAAACUACUCAUUGCUUACUGCGAAAAUCAUCCGAAAGCAGUGGAAGUUUUAAACGAGAAAAUGGAUGCGAUCAAAAUUGUACUAAUGGAACGUGGGAGAGAUGUUCAGAGUUUAAUCACUGGUCUAAGCGAACCGUUUAGACAUUUGGAUAAAUAUCCGAGUGUGUUACAAGAAUUAGAAAGGAACAUGCCGUGGUGUCGUCUUCCGCUAGUAAUGUCCUAUCACUCCGAUCUAAAUAAUAUUUUUCAGGAGGGCCAUAUUGAUCGUGGAGACGUCCAACGUUCUUGUGCUGUGUUUAAGGAGAUGAAGGUAGUAUUCUACUAUUAUUUGAAAAGGAGCGUGUCUUUAUUUACUAAACUUUGGUUCAAGACUUUGUGUGAAGCUGCACGUAAGCAGAAGGAACUGCAGCUUGAGCUUCUUUAUACUGGCCAAGUAGAAGGAUGGGCCACAUUUGAACAACGAGGUCGUAUACUUUAUGUUAGUGUGGUUCCAGUGGUAUGCGACGGCGUUUGUACUGACAGGCUAGUAAGGAUGAGUGUGAUUUGUAUCUUAUUGAUUAUUUUACGCAUGUAUUUUCUAAUCUGUUUCAGGUGUCUAGCGCUGUUUUCAAAGUUGCUGAUUGUUCUUGAGAUUACGAUGGACGUUAAUUCGUACAAAUUGCUGAAGAAGAUUCCUACAAACGGUCUUCAGAUCCGUUGUCUGGACAAUAGGAUUGGUCUUGUAGUUGGUAUGCUUUCAUUUGAGCACGCCUGUUCGAACUCGCUCUUUUUUGUGCUCUUUAAGGCAUUGAUCACUAAUUCACUGUCUUUCUUGAUGAUCAAGAAAAGUAUUGGUAUUACAUCAUUUGUUAAUACGCAAUAG
Angiostrongylus costaricensis is the source of this 1389-nucleotide messenger RNA. The record is from the annotation of a GenBank genome assembly. Lineage: Eukaryota; Metazoa; Nematoda; Chromadorea; Rhabditida; Metastrongylidae.